CGGCCAAUUGGGAUUCUUGAGCUCUUUUGCCCUGGGCUCUUUUUCGGCAGGAACGUGCCCUCAGGUAUUUCCAAUGGCUGGAGCCUCGGCACCCUUGAAAGUGUGCAUCGUGGGGUCGGGAAACUGGGGUUCUGCUGUGGCUAAAAUAAUAGGCAACAAUGUAAAAACAAUGCAGAAGUUUGCUUCUACAGUGAAAAUGUGGGUUUUUGAAGAAACUAUUAAUGGGAGGAAACUUACAGACAUCAUAAAUAAUGAUCAUGAGAAUGUGAAAUAUCUUCCUGGAUAUAAACUACCAGAAAAUGUGGUUGCAGUCCCAAAUUUGACUGAAGCUGUGAAAGAUGCAGACUUGUUGGUUUUUGUCAUUCCCCACCAGUUCAUUUAUAAAAUCUGUGAUGCAAUUACUGGGCAUGUAACAAAGCAAGCUGUUGGUAUAACUCUCAUUAAGGGUAUAGAUGAAGGCCCUGAGGGACUCAGACUCAUCUCUGAUGUAAUCCGGGCAAAAAUGGGGAUAGAUAUCAGUGUGUUGAUGGGAGCAAACAUUGCCAAUGAAGUAGCUGCAGAGAAGUUCUGUGAAACCACAAUAGGGUCUAAAAUCUUGGAAAAUGGCCUCCUUUUCAAAGAACUUCUACAGACCCCAAACUUCCGAAUAACUGUUGUGGAUGAUGCUGAUACAGUUGAGAUUUGUGGUGCUCUUAAGAACAUAGUGGCAGUAGGAGCUGGCUUCUGUGAUGGUCUUCGCUGUGGAGAUAAUACCAAAGCAGCUGUCAUUAGACUUGGAUUAAUGGAAAUGAUAGCUUUUGCCAAAAUCUUCUGCAAGGGGCAGGUCUCUAUUGCUACUUUCCUGGAGAGCUGUGGGGUUGCAGAUUUAAUCACAACUUGUUACGGUGGCCGAAAUCGGAGAGUGGCUGAAGCAUUUGCUAAAACAGGAAAGAGUAUUGAAGAACUGGAGCAAGAGAUGCUGAAUGGGCAGAAACUUCAAGGACCACAGACUUCUGCAGAAGUGUAUCGCAUUCUUCAGCAGAAAAGUUUGGUGGAAAAGUUUCCACUAUUUACUGCUGUUUACAAAAUCUGCUAUGAAGGAAAGCCUGUCCAAGAAAUGAUCUCCUGCCUCCAGAGCCAUCCAGAACAUAUAUAAAGCAUGCUUUUUACCAUUGUCUCAUCUCCUGCCUUUUCAUACUCAUUCAUAAGUUCAAAUUAAUGUAAUUGGUUUGCCUACUCCAUGAAGAAAUUGUAGAAAUAUGUGUGUCUAUGGAUUUCUCUAAAUUGUGUAUUAUACAACUCCUAGAAUACCAGUUAUUAUUUUUACUGGCUAAGAGUCAGAUGGCUUUCAAAUAUAUUAUGCAGAAGUUGCACACUCCUCAAACUUUGUAAUCCCCUUGCCCUAUUUGAAAUGCUUGAUGUUCCUGUAAGCAUAAUUCUAAUGUUUCCUUUUCCAGCAGGGAUUAUUCUAGAACCUCCCGGUGAUUUAAGGGGAAGAUGCAAUUAGGACAGAACUAAGGUACUACAGUACUGCAAAAUUUUAUUGUACUACAGAUCCCAUUAGUCCCAGAUGCGUUAAUAGCAAUAAGAAGAGUUUUAGUUGUCAAUAUCUGGAGACCUAUAAAUUGAGCAUAUCAUGCAAGGUCACCUAGAAGCUGUUUG
This is a messenger RNA of Protobothrops mucrosquamatus (brown spotted pit viper), 1641 nucleotides long. It is a transcript of the gene GPD1L, whose product is annotated as glycerol-3-phosphate dehydrogenase 1 like. The coding region runs from base 74 to 1135 and encodes 353 amino acids. NCBI's taxonomy places the organism in Eukaryota, Metazoa, Chordata, Lepidosauria, Squamata, Viperidae. Gene Ontology annotation, biological process: carbohydrate metabolic process; glycerol-3-phosphate catabolic process. The transcript is spliced from 8 exons. Gene Ontology annotation, molecular function: NAD binding; protein homodimerization activity; glycerol-3-phosphate dehydrogenase [NAD(P)+] activity. Gene Ontology annotation, cellular component: cytosol; glycerol-3-phosphate dehydrogenase (FAD) complex. The record is from RefSeq and is a predicted model, not a curated record.